UUUUGUUGGCGACUCAAUCACGUCACUGGCAUGCGCUCUCUUCCGGUCUAACGCUCUACCGGGCCCGCUUACCUAGGUUGGAGAACGGGUUGCCUUCACCAUGGCCGACAUGGAGGAGCUCUUCGGCAGCGACGCCGACACCGAGCCAGAGCAAAAAGAUUCUGAUUCUGCUUCUGAUUCAGACUCUGAUCAGGAGAAUGCUGGCUCUGUCAGUAAUGUUUCUGGCAGUGAGAGCGACAGAGAUGAUGACAGAGAGGCUUUGCAACCUAGUAACAAAGAAUUGUUUGGAGACGACAGCGAGGAUGAGGUUGCCUCUCACCACAGCGGAAGCGACAACCAGUCUGAAAGGUCCUACAACCGCUCUGAAGGUUCAGGACCCUCCGAACAUGACGAAAAUGACCAGUCGGAUCUCGACCAGCACAGUGGUUCAGAAGCUGCUCGGGACGAGGAUGAAGACGAAGAUCACAGGUCCGAUGAAGGCAGCCGUCACUCGGAGGCAGAAGGAUCUGAAAAGGUGCACUCGGAGGAUGAGAAGUGGGAGAGAGAAGAUAAAAGUGAUCAGUCGGAUGAUGAGAAGCUCCAGAACUCGGAUGAUGAGGAAAGGCCUCAGAACUCGGAUGACGAAGAGAAGAUGCUGAACUCGGAUGGCGAGGAGAGGACUCGGAUUUCCAACGAUAAGGAAAGGCUACAGCACUCCGACGACGAGAAGAUUCACAACUCGGAUGACGAAGACCGCCUGCCCCUUUCAGACGAGGAGAAGCUCCAGCACUCGGACGAGGACGAACGGCCGCGGCAUUCAGAUGAAGAGAAUGCCCAGAACUCGGAAGACGAGGAUGAAAGGCCACCACAUUCCGAUGAGGAGAAGAUGCAGAACUCGGACGACGAGAGGCCUCCACAUUCGGAUGACGAAGAGCGCAGGAUGUCAUAUGAUGAAGAGGAGCAGGAGCGGAAAUCUGAGUCCAUAAGAGGCAGCGACAGCGAUGACGACAUUCCACAGGUGAAGCGCAAGAAGCACAUUGCGUCCGAUUCUGAAAUGGAUAGCGAUGCAGACGGGCAGAAAGAUAAUAGGGAUGCUAUGGAUCUGUUUGGAGGAGCGGAUGACAUUUCUUCAGGGAGCGAUGGGGAAGAUAAGCCUCCGACUCCAGGGCAGCCAAUUGAUGAAAAUGGGUUGAAUGAGGAUCAGCCGGAGGAAGAGCCCAUUCCAGAAACGCGCAUCGAAGUCGAGAUUCCAAAAGUAAACACAGACUUGGGGAACGACUUGUAUUUUGUGAAGCUUCCCAACUUCCUCAGUGUGGAGCCCAGACCUUUUGAUCCUCAGUACUAUGAAGAUGAAUUUGAAGAUGAGGAGAUGCUUGAUGAAGAAGGUAGAACAAGGUUAAAACUGAAGGUGGAGAACACUAUACGCUGGCGGACACGCCGAGAUGAGGAAGGAACUGAUGUUAGAGAAAGCAACGCACGGAUAGUCAAGUGGUCUGAUGGGAGCAUGUCACUGCAUUUGGGAAAUGAAGUGUUUGAUGUAUAUAAAGCACCAUUGCAGGGAGACCACAACCAUCUCUUCAUCAGGCAAGGGACAGGGCUUCAGGGACAGGCUGUGUUCAAGACAAAAUUAACAUUCAGACCUCACUCGACAGACAGCGCCACCCACAGGAAGAUGACUCUCUCGCUUGCAGACCGGUGUUCCAAGACCCAGAAGAUUCGGAUUUUGCCCAUGGCUGGCCGUGACCCUGAGUCCCAGCGCACAGAAAUGAUUAAGAAAGAGGAGGAGAGGCUGCGAGCUUCUAUCCGCAGAGAGUCCCAGCAGAGGCGGAUGCGGGAGAAGCAGCAUCAGCGGGGGCUGAGCGCCAGCUACUUGGAGCCCGAUCGCUAUGAUGAGGAGGACGAAGGAGAAGAGGCCAUCAGCCUGGCCGCCAUCAAAAACCGAUACAAAGGGGGCAUUCGAGAGGAGCGUGCUCGGAUUUAUUCUUCAGACAGCGAUGAAGGCUCAGAUGAAGAAAAAGCACAGAGAUUGCUGAAGGCAAAGAAACUGAACAGUGAUGAGGAAGGUGAGCCUUCAGGCAAAAGGAAAGCAGAAGACGACGACAAGGCCAGUAAGAAGCCCAAGAAGUAUGUGAUCAGCGACGAGGAAGAUGAAGACGAGGAGGCAUAACGCCCGGCCAAACUCCGAAGAUAGGUUUUUAUAGAGAGACUGUACAGUUCUUCUUUUCCGAACCCAUGUAAAUAAACCCUGCUAGACUUCUUGACAAAAAGGACUUGUGUCAAGAGCUGCCAUCUUAAAAUGAAUAAAACCAUUUUUUGUUCGA
Molecule: messenger RNA, 2300 nt
Organism: Hemicordylus capensis (graceful crag lizard)
Lineage: Eukaryota; Metazoa; Chordata; Lepidosauria; Squamata; Cordylidae
Gene: LEO1
Product: LEO1 homolog, Paf1/RNA polymerase II complex component
Exons: 12
Coding region: 101-2146 (681 amino acids)
Biological process (GO): positive regulation of transcription elongation by RNA polymerase II; transcription elongation by RNA polymerase II
Cellular component (GO): Cdc73/Paf1 complex; nucleus
Molecular function (GO): RNA polymerase II C-terminal domain phosphoserine binding
Source: RefSeq, a predicted model, not a curated record